Closterium sp. NIES-65 is the source of this 831-nucleotide messenger RNA. Lineage: Eukaryota; Viridiplantae; Streptophyta; Zygnematophyceae; Desmidiales; Closteriaceae. The record is from the annotation of a GenBank genome assembly.
AUGUGGCAGCACGACGCCGUGAACCGCGAGGCACAUACCUGCAGUGAAGGUCCAGUUGAGGACGGAGUGUGCUUGUGGGGCGGUGGUGGACGAGGCUGUGAAGCCGACGUAGAAUGCAGCAGUGGACGCCUUGGGCUGCAGGAUGGAGCAGAGCGACACUCGAGCUCGGAGAAUGGGAGUGGGGGGCUACUGGGGGUCCGAGGAGAGGAAGACUCGGAGGGUGCCGCCGCUGGUGGGGUCGUAGUGGAUCCAGGCGUGCUUGGUGUGGGCGUCGUUGAGGAUGAGAGGGGCCGUGGCAGAGGCGAGGGACACAGCAGGGCGCCAUCAGCAGAGCGCUGUGCCGAGCCAUUCAGCAUCAUGGGGGUGGCAGCAGAGGAGGCCACCACGGGGUCGACUGGAGAUGGGGAUGGGGAUGGGGAUGGGGAUGGGGAUGGGGAUGGGGUUGGGGAUGGGGAUGGAGAUGGGGAUGGGGACGGGGAUGGGGAUGGGGAUGGGGAUGGGGAUGGGGAUGGGGGCGGUGGCGGUGGCGGUGGCGGUGGUGGUGGAGGUGGUGGUGGUGGUGGUGGUGGUGGUGGCAGUGGUGGUGGUGGUGGCAGUGGUGGUGGUGGUGGUGGUGGUGGUGGUGGUGGUGGUGGUGGUGGUGGUGGUGGUGGUGGUGGUGGUGGUGGUGGUGGUGGUGGUGGUGGUGGUGGUGGUGGUGGUGGUGGUGGUGGUGGUGGUGGUGGUGGUGGUGGUGGUGGUGGUGGUGGUGGGGGGGGGGAUGGGGAUGGUGAUAUUAAGGCCAAAGCAAUGGCGAGGGGUAGUCACGAGGUUGAUAAACAGACGCGAUGA